This is a messenger RNA of Mytilus californianus (California mussel), 1861 nucleotides long. Its product is annotated as hexokinase-1-like. Gene Ontology annotation, molecular function: ATP binding; fructokinase activity; glucokinase activity. Gene Ontology annotation, cellular component: cytosol; mitochondrion. Lineage: Eukaryota; Metazoa; Mollusca; Bivalvia; Mytilida; Mytilidae. Gene Ontology annotation, biological process: intracellular glucose homeostasis; glucose 6-phosphate metabolic process; glycolytic process. The transcript has 12 exons. The record is from RefSeq and is a predicted model, not a curated record. Bases 89 to 1507 code for a protein of 472 amino acids.
UUUAAACCUUUGUAUCUUAUUAUCUUUCACAGUUCAAUAGACUUCGAUAUAGUUUUAACUGUAAACAAAAUCGUUCUAUUUAACUGCGAUGGAACCCGUUGACAGAAGACCAUUCGUCCAAGCUUUGUCUGAAGAUAAAAGAAAACAGGUAUGCAGCAUUCUUCAGGACCUAAUCUUUACUGAGGAACAUAUGCAGAAACUUAUGUUGACUUUUGAAGAACAGAUAAAUUAUGCAAACAAUCCGAAUGAAACUGAACAAAAAAAAUCUGACCUUUGGUGGGGCUACACAUUUGUCAGUGGUGUUUUACAAGGCAAUGAAAACGGUAGAUAUAUAGGUUUAGAUUUGGGAGGAACCCAUUUUAGAAUUAUAUUGGUAGAAUUUGUAAACGGAGUAGCAGAAACAACUACGCAAUAUUUCAACAUCCAUAGACAGCUAUUAACGGGACCAUGUGAGAAGGUGUUUGACCAAAUAGCAACAUCUAUACAAACUUUCCUACAUGACGAAGAAAUAAGAAAUGACAAACCUAUCCCUCUAGGUUUUACAUUUUCCUUUCCAUCAGAACAGACUAGUCUAAAACAUUGUACUCUGAAAACUUGGACUAAAGGUUUCCAGUGUACUACAGGUGUAGGUUUAGACCCUUGUAUUCUCUUAGAGGAUGCCAUUCACAGACUUGGGGGACUAUCACCUGCAGUCAACAUAGUAGCAAGAAUAGGAGAUUCAACUGGAACUUUGAUGGCAUCAAUCUAUGCAGACAAACAAUGCACAGCUAGUUUAAUAUUAGGUACUGGAUCAAAUGCAUGUAUAGUGGAAGACAGAAAACGCUAUAAAAGGGUUAGCACAGAGGAUGCUCAUUCAGACAAGAUUCUCGUUGAUGUUGAAUGGGGAGCUUUAGGGGAUAAUGGAUGUUUAGACUUUUACAAGAAUGAAUUUGAAAGAGAAGUUAAUAAGUUCUCUAAUCACCCCAAUUCAUAUACAUUAGAAAAAUCAUUCAGUGGAAUGUAUAUUGGUGAACUUGUUAGAUUGUGUUUAGUAAAAUUGAUAGAUAAUAAAACACUUUUUAAUGGAACAUCUUCCAAAAAAUUAGAUACUCGAUGGUCACUCAAUGCAGAAAGUGUUGCUUCUAUUGAAAGCGAAACAGACGGCAGCAAUAACAAUACUCUGAAAGUUCUGAAGGAAUUUAAUUUACAUGAUGAAGACAAUAUUGCUACAGAAGAAGAUAUCGCUCUAGUCAAAGAAGUGUGUUACCUUGUGUCACAGAGAGGGGCAUACAUUGUAGCUUCAGCAUUAGCAGUGCUCUUAAAACGUAUGGAGAAGAAGGAAAUCUCAGUAGGUAUUGAUGGUUCCCUCUACGAACAUCAUCCCAACUACCAUAUACACAUGAUGGAUGUAUUAAACAGAUUGUUGCCUGACGUAAAGGUUAAGUUAUUUCUUCUCAAGGAGGGCAGCGGAGAAGGUGCUGCCUUUGUAGCAGCUGUUGCCAUGAAAGAUUUGGAGAAACAUCAUUGAUCUAUGUAUAUCGUACACGACAUUACUAUGGAGGAACAUCAUUUAUCUAAGCAUUUCUGACAAAGAUACACGACAUUACUAUGGAGGAACAUCUUUUAUCUAAGCAUUUCUGACAAAGAUACAUGACAUAACGAUGAAAAAAUUUCAUUGAUCUGUGUGUAUCUGAUGAAAAUACUAAUAUCUAAUUACAUUGUAACGAAAAAAGGAAAGAAAUUGUAUGCGAAAAAAUAAUGGUGCCUUAAUUAGAGGAAUCCUUGAAGUUCAAACAAUUGAUAGUUCUUGUUCUGAGAUUUGCUCAAUUGUCAAACAUGUUAGAAUCUCAGGAAGUUUUCACAUUACAAAUAUCCUAUAUCU